Molecule: messenger RNA, 2449 nt
Organism: Ornithodoros turicata
Lineage: Eukaryota; Metazoa; Arthropoda; Arachnida; Ixodida; Argasidae
Exons: 6
Coding region: 198-824 (208 amino acids)
Source: RefSeq, a predicted model, not a curated record
AUUCUCAUAUUCUUUCUCCCGCCCGCACAGUUGGCUUCGAGCAACUGUACUCCUCGGUAGAGCCGUAAGCGCACUCGAGUGCUAGUGUCCCGCGAUACGUGAAGGGUUAUACCAGCUCCUGAAACCCGUGGCGCCGAUGUCGUUGCUCUACCUGUCAUCGAACAUUGUCGAAUGUGCUCCAGUGUCACUCCGUUGAAAUGGCGUCGGAAAGGUCACGACUCGUCGGAGUUCAGACACAGGAAACGCAUGUGUUGGUUAUUCCACAAGAGGCGUCGAUAAACGUGGACUCGGAUGGAGCGGUAGUAACAAGAGGGCUUUCAAGGGUUGUACGAGUAACUCAAAUCAGACGUAUCGUUGGCGUUCAGAGCGUUGAAGCGGUAGAAAACCAAGAAGAUGACUGCGCAUCAUGUUGUAAAGCAACGUUCCUCCUGUUGCUUGCGCUUGUGCUAGUUGCUGUCUCGCUAUCCAUGAUCAUCAUUGGGUCGCUCUACUUCAAUGAAUGUCCUGCUCAGAAGAAUAUUCCUAUUUACCUCGUCGUGGCCGGUGUUGUCCUGUUGCUAGUGUUCCUGAGUCCGUGUUGCCACUCAGAGUCUUGGGAGAGUUGUUACAUCUGCUUCUUAGGUCUCGCCUGCUUGUUCCUCAUGGCAUGGAGCAUUGCAGGGGCAGUGUGGGUGUUUAAUGUGGAAAGAGUGGAUACUAACGACCCUCUCAGCGCACAUUACUGCAACCACAUAGUCUACACGUCUGCGAAGUACUUUGCUGGCAUCGGUGCUGUCUUGAUAAUCGCCCUUUGUUGCUGCCGCUGCUGCUCAUCUUCUGGUUAAGGAUGUCAAAUAGAUGCCAGACUGCAGAAUGAAAAUAAGUGGCGUACAAGGUUCGACUUCUAGACAACGAAACGGGCGUACAUAAUCUGCGAUUAGAGAAUUGCAUGUGUUUCUAUGAUGUUAAUAAGUCUUCGUACGUUUGUGUUUCAAGUUUCUAUUUUUGUUUCACAAAUUCAGCGCACCGGCCAGCAACACAGUAAACAACAUUAUACUUGACGUUUCGGGUUCCAUACGGGUCCCAUCAUCAGAAGUGAGCCGUCCUAUCCGCUAAUCUGAGUUAUGUACUAGUGGGGUGUAACAGUCUGGGAGAGGGCCAGGGUGCUUGUUGAUAGUAUCUUUUGUUUUCUUUAUGUACCAGGAUUCGAGAUGCUUCCGUACACCCCAUUUGGUUUCCCGUGCAAGAAUGGAUGGAUUAUCAAGGUUUACCACGUGUCCUACCUUGCACGCGUGUUCACUUAGUUCAGUCCUGUUAAGCGCAGACUUCUCGAUAUCUUUCUUGUGCUAUUUCACCCGAGUCUUCAUUUUUCUUCCCGUCUCCCCGCGAUGUAGACCGCCGGCCAAUCUUGACAAUAUAUCUUGUAUACAACGCCCCUCUCAUCCUCAGGCGGCGUUCUGUCCUUUGGGUGACUAAUCAGGCUCCUCAGUGUUGAAAUGGGCUUGAAGUGAAGGUGGUCUUCACGUUUAUCUGAGACAGUACGCGCCUGAUGGGUUCCGCUAGACCUUUGAUGUAAGAAAUGGUGACAUAUAUAUGGGCUUGUCCUGGAUUUCAUCAUGUACCUCCGGGCGGGGCGAUAACAUUCUAUGGUAUGUGUCAUUAAUGAAAGAUUCCGGAUAGGCCCUUCUUUGAAGGUUUCUUUUCGCUUGGGUGAGUUCCUCCUGCCUCAUUUGGGGUUCUGAGGAGAUCUUAAUGGCACCUGAUAGGAGGGAACGAACUACUGACCGCUUCUGCUCCAGCCUCCUGUCGAGGUCAAACACCCAAGGAGGAGAACAUGACACGUGCCUACUUCUUAUGUAGGCUUCAUGUAGCUGGCGUGGAGCAACAAAGAUUUAUUAUCGGCGCGUUAUUAUUCAUUAUCAUGGGCGCGUUAAGUAGCUCCUCUCUUACUCCUUCUCGAGUGCUCCGAGUUUCGUGCUCCUGGAGCAGCUAUUAAACGGCACUUGGACGCUUGAACACACCUCGCUGUGCUGCCGUUUCUCUCUUUCUCUUUUUUGUACUCUCUCUGCCCUGCUGCCGCUCCACCGUCCUGCGUUCUCUUUCUUCGCUUUCGUGGGGAGGGGGGGAAAGAGGUCACGUGACGGAGCACGGUACCCCUUUUCCUUGCACCCUCCAAAAGGUGGGGCGUAAACAGCGCGCUCGCGUACGAAACUCGGACUUCGAGCGUAACCACAUAACGGUAGGAAUUCCAAACGCACGCGCUCCGUAGCAGCCACUUAACGCGCCCAUUGUGUCUGUGUGCUUAUUGUCCGUCGUCGUUCUCUUUUUUUCGUCGCUUUGGCGUCUGGUGGUGACUGCCCCACAUUCAAUGGAGUUAUGAAAUAAACGCAGAGGAGAGAAAUCAUCGUGAAAAUCUACAAUUUCGAAAUAAAUUAUCUAGUUACUGAGAAAAGUAGCUAGUUAGUUACGA